Messenger RNA from Trametes versicolor FP-101664 SS1, 2268 nucleotides. RefSeq lists its product as uncharacterized. Gene Ontology annotation, molecular function: amino acid transmembrane transporter activity. The transcript is spliced from 10 exons. NCBI's taxonomy places the organism in Eukaryota, Fungi, Basidiomycota, Agaricomycetes, Polyporales, Polyporaceae. The record is from RefSeq and is a predicted model, not a curated record. Bases 1 to 2268 code for a protein of 755 amino acids. Gene Ontology annotation, biological process: amino acid transmembrane transport.
AUGUCCUCACCUUCCAAGCCCUUCGACAUCCCCAGUCCACGACAGGCGCAGCAGGCAAACCCAGAGAGCACUCCGCCGAACUUUGGCACGCCUAUAUCUGCCUCUCCUAGUCCACGCUUUCUGCGCGCACAGUACGCCGGCACUCCACUUCCAGCCAACAUCCCUCCUCGCGCUGGUGGCACCCCGUCAGGUACCCCUAGAGCAACAGGGAGCUCGUCAUAUAUUCCAUUACCUGGAGGCGAUGCUUCAUCCUCGAGCCCUCGACUUACAGCAGGCGACUUCAUCGCCCGCCGUCCCGCUUCAGGGACGCCUGGGAGCGGCCAGGGCGACAACCUCCUGGAUGAACUGACCGACGAGGAUAAGGCAAGAAUCGUGAGAAAGCACUUGGUGUCGCGCGAGGAACGGCAGAACAACAGGCCCGCUACCCCCGACCACCCUGCACGCGGUUCAUUUAGUGGAGGAUCGGACACUGGGCACGCGGGUAUCCUCUCGAACCGUUCCUCCACUUCUCAUAUCCAUGUCGAGAGGGAGGACACCGACCCGUUCCCUGUGCCCUACGACGCCCCCGGGGCCGAUGUUACUCACAGCAUCUACAAGUGGCAAGCAGAUAAGAGGCGGCAAACCGCGCGCCCGCGUUCGAAUUCAUAUGCCGGGUCCACCAGCACGGAACUUCCGCAUCCCGCCUUCGAACACCUGCAUGAGCCAGGUGGCUUCCGCCGCAACUAUGUGAUGCUUCGCGACCCCGAAGGCGCGGUGCAGCGCCCCAUGGUUCGCAAUUUUAUCGAGUUCCUGUACAUCUUCGGCCACUUUGCUGGUGAAGACCUCGAGGAAAUUGAGGAAGAAGAGUUCGUAGAUGAUGAAGAGUCGCGUGUCCAGACUCCUGAGUAUCUGGAGGGAGCUUCCGACUAUGGCAUCGGCGAGACGCCACCGCUGUUAACAGAAGCUCCGAUUCCGUCUUCAGACGGUCACAAGGCAACCGAGCGGUCCCCGCUGCUCCAACGACCGCAUAAUCGUAGGACCCGCUCCAAGUCUCAGCGCAGACGCAUGUCUAGUCUGGGACCGCAUGGAGAUGCUUCUGUUACUGAUGCUGUCCUCAUGCUGUUAAAGUCGUUCGUCGGGACUGGUAUCUUGUUCCUUGGCAAAGCAUUCUAUAACGGCGGAAUUCUGUUCUCGAGCGCUAUUCUGACCUUCAUCGCGUUGAUCUCGCUGUACUCCUUCCUUCUGUUAGUCAAGACGAAGUUCGUAGUCUCUGGCAGUUUCGGCGAUAUUGGUGGCGCAUUAUACGGCCCUUGGAUGCGCUAUGCAAUCCUCACGUCCAUCACCGUCUCUCAAAUUGGCUUCGUCUCUGCAUACAUCAUCUUCGUAUCUGAGAACCUACAGUCCUUCGUCCUGGGUAUCACGAACUGCGCGAAACUUCUCGGCAUCCAGUACUUCAUCCUCCUGCAGAUGAUCGUCUUCUUGCCCCUAGCGCUCAUCCGGAACCUCGCGAAGCUCAGCACGACUGCUCUGGUCGCCGAUGCGUUCAUUCUUGCGGGCUUGAUCUAUAUCUUCGGCAGUGAGGCUGUUAUCAUGGCCAAGAACGGUCAUGCGCAUGUCGAGUUGUUCAACUCGAAAGACUGGCCCUUGUUGAUUGGAACCGCCGUCUUCUCUUUUGAGGGUAUCGGUCUGGUCAUUCCCAUUACGGACGCCAUGAAAGAGCCUCGCAAGUUCCCAAAGGUGCUCACGGGAGUCAUGUUGUUCUUGAUGGUCCUGUUCUGCGGAGGUGGCGUCAUGUCGUACUUGACGUUUGGUGCGAACGUUCAGACCGUCGUCAUCGUCAACCUCGACACGACGAGCAAGUUUACCCAAGCCGUGCAAUUCUUGUACUCGCUUGCCAUCCUGCUGUCGGUCCCGCUGCAGCUUUUCCCCGCCGUCCGGAUCAUGGAGAACGGCAUAUUCGAGCGUAGCGGGAAGCAGAGCGUCGUCGUUAAGUGGCAGAAGAACUUCUUCCGGCUACUCGUCGCGAUCUUCUGCGCCGGGCUCAGCUACUUCGGUGCCGCCGAUCUCGACAAGUUCGUCUCGUUCAUCGGCAGCUUUGCCUGUGUACCGCUGUGCUAUGUCUACCCGGCGAUGCUGCACUACAAGGCGUGCGCGCAUACGCGGAAGCAGAAGAUUGCGGACAUCGCGCUCAUGGUGUUCGGCGUAAUCGCGGCCACCUACACCACCGUCCAGACCAUCGUGGUAAGCAAUACUGCACCCAUGCAGCAUAGAGAUUUGACGCGUUGCUGA